This is a messenger RNA of Egretta garzetta (little egret), 926 nucleotides long. It is a transcript of the gene NECAP2, whose product is annotated as NECAP endocytosis associated 2. Gene Ontology annotation, cellular component: membrane; clathrin vesicle coat. The annotation marks the transcript as partial. The transcript is spliced from 7 exons. NCBI's taxonomy places the organism in Eukaryota, Metazoa, Chordata, Aves, Pelecaniformes, Ardeidae. The record is from RefSeq and is a predicted model, not a curated record. Gene Ontology annotation, biological process: endocytosis.
AGGCUGCGGAUCACAGCCAAGGGCAAGGUUGCCUUCAUUAAGCUGGAAGACAAAACCUCGGGAGAGCUUUUUGCCCAGGCACCGGUGGAGCAGUUCCCUGGCAUCGCUGUGGAGAGUGUGACAGAUUCCAGCAGAUACUUCGUCAUCCGGAUUGAAGAUGGGAAUGGCCGACGAGCUUUCAUUGGAGUCGGCUUUGUCGACCGGGGAGAUGCUUUUGACUUCAAUGUGGCUCUGCAAGACCAUUUCAAAUGGGUGAGGCAGCAGAGCGAGCUGGCCAAACAGGCCGAGAACCCUGAUCAGGGACCCAAACUGGAUCUGGGCUUCAAGGAGGGGCAAACCAUCAAACUCAACAUUGCGAACAUGAAGAAAAAAGAAGGCGCAACGGGGAAUGCCAGACCACGUCCAGUGGGUCCUGGGGGCCUGAGCUUGCUCCCACCACCUCCUGGAGGAAAAUCUUCCGCUCCGGUUUGUCCUUCCGGAGAGCGGCCAUCUUCGCUCUCUGCGCCCACCCAGCUCCCGGGCACCCCCAUCACAGACCCCCUCUUGUCCUGGCCACAACCCGCUGCUGCUCCCUCUGCCGCUGCCACCGCCGAUGUCUGGGGAGACUUUGCCAAAGCUUCGGGGUCGGCUUCUAACCAGACUCAGGCAAACGCAGGCUGGGUUCAGUUCUGACCCAGGCCCCUCGUCUGUUCUUCCCCGCACGGGUGCUGGGAUCCUCACGAUUCCUUCGGGACCAAAGCAGGGGCUUUGGGACACUCUGCUCCUGCCCUUAAAUCCCCUCACUCCUGGCAUCAAAAUGCCAAAACGAGCGCCGGAGAGCAAAUGAGUACGUGCCUUAAAACACCACACCAGCGCCCUCCGUGUCGGGGGGGCUUUUAUUUUCUACCUGGAUCGCUCAGGCUUCUCCUUUCUGCAAAAAAAAAAAA